AUGACGGGGCUGGAGGACCCGGAGUUCGACUUCGAUUUCCUCUUCGAGUUUAACCAGAGCGGCGAGGGCGCCACGGCCGCCCCAGAGCACUACAGCUAUGACCCCGCCGGCCUCGGGGCCGGGCUGCCGCUGCCCGCCCUGUCCGCCCCCGGCCACGACCUGCAGGCCCCCGCCGCUGGCCUCUCGGCCGGCCACCCCGCGGGCUACGGCGGUGCGGUGGACAGCGGGCCCCCCAGCUACUUCCUCCCCGCCGGCCACACCAGGCCCAACGGCGCCCCGGCCCUGGAGAGCCCCCGCAUCGAAAUCACCCCCUACCUGGGGCUGCACCACCACGGCCCCUUCUUCCCGGAGGCAGAGGUGGAGGACGUCGCCCCCCACGCCAGGCGCUCGCCGUCCACCGCCACGCUGGGCCUGCCCCACCUGGAGGCCUACCGCGACCCCGCGUGCCUGAGCCCGGCCAGCAGCCUGUCCUCCCGGAGCUGCAACUCCGAGGCCUCGUCCUACGAGUCCAGCUGCUCCUACACCUACGCGUCCCCCCAGACGUCCCCCUGGCAGUCUCCCUGCGUGUCCCCCAAGGCCACGGACCCCGAGGAGGGCUUCCCCCGCGGCCUGGGCGCCUGCGGCCUGCUGGGCUCCCCCAGGCCCUCGCCCUCCGCCUCGCCCCGCGCCAGCGUCACCGAGGAGAGCUGGCUGGGCGGCCGCUCGCCCCGGCCCUCCUCGCCCGGCAACAAGAGGAAGUACGGCCUGGACGGCCGGCAGCUGCCCUGCUCCCCCCAGCCCUCGCCCGCGCCGUCCCCCCGCGGCUCCCCGCGGGUCAGCGUGACGGACGACAGCUGGCUGGGCGACUCCACGCGCUUCACCAGCUCCGCCAUCGUGGCCGCCAUCAACGCCCUGAGCACCGACGGCGGCCUGGACCUGGGCGAGGGCGUCCCCGUCAAGGCCCGCAAGACCGGCCUGGGCCACGUGCCCUCGGGCGCGCUCAAGACGGAGCCAGCGGGCGAGGACCUGGGCACCCCGCCGCCCCCGGCCGAGUUCCCGCCCGAGGAGUUCCCCGCCUUCCAGCACAUCCGCAAGGGCGCCUUCUGCGAGCAGUACCUGUCAGUGCCGCAGCACCCCUACCCCUGGGCCCGGCCCCGGUCCCCCGCGGCCUACGCCAGCCCGUCCCUGCCCGCCCUGGACUGGCAGCUGCCCUCGCACUCGGGGCCCUACGAGCUGCGGAUCGAGGUGCAGCCCAAGUCGCACCACAGAGCCCACUACGAGACGGAGGGCAGCCGGGGGGCCGUGAAGGCGUCGGCCGGAGGACACCCCAGCGUGCAGCUGCACGGCUACGUGGACAGCGAGCCACUCACGCUGCAGCUGUUCAUCGGGACGGCGGAUGACCGGCUGCUGCGGCCGCACGCCUUCUACCAGGUGCACCGCAUCACGGGGAAGACCGUGUCCACCACCAGCCACGAGGCCCUCCUCUCCAACACCAAGGUCCUGGAGAUCCCGCUGCUGCCGGAGAACAGCAUGCGAGCCAUCAUCGACUGCGCGGGGAUCCUGAAGCUGCGGAACUCGGACAUCGAGCUGCGCAAGGGCGAGACCGACAUCGGGCGCAAGAACACGCGCGUGCGGCUGGUCUUCCGCGUGCACAUCCCGCAGCCCGGCGGCCGCGCGCUGUCGCUGCAGGUGGCCUCGAACCCCAUCGAGUGCUCCCAGCGCUCGGCCCAGGAGCUGCCCCUGGUGGACAAGCAGAGCGUGGUCAGCGGGCCCGUGCUGGGCGGGAAGAAGAUGGUGCUGUCGGGCCACAACUUCCUGCAGGACUCCAAGGUGGUCUUCGUGGAGAAGGCGCCAGAUGGCCACCACGUAUGGGAAAUGGAGGCGAAGACUGACAGGGAGCUGUGUAAGGCGAACUCCCUGGUGGUAGAGAUCCCGCCCUUCCGCAAUCAAAGGAUCACCAGCCCGGUGCAGGUCAGCUUCUACGUGUGCAACGGGAAGCGGAAACGGAGCCAGUGCCAGCACUUCACCUACCUGCCCGCCCACGUCCCGGUCAUAAAGACGGAGCCGGCCGACGAGUACGAGCCUGUCCUACCCCACGGACCCGCGAGCCAGGGCCUGAGCCCGCCCCUGAGGCCCUGCUACGGCCAGCCGCUGGCCCUGCUGCCCGAGCCAGGCGCCUGCCUGCUGCCCGGCUUCCCGCCCUGCCCCCAGCGCAGUGCCCUGGCCCCGCCGCCGCCCAGCGCCAGCCCGCAGCUGCACGACCUGUCACCCGCCACCUGCACGGGCGCCGCCAGCCCCGGCCACUGCCACCUCGGACUGCAGCCGCCGGCCCCGGACACCCACCCCGGCUCACCCCAGCCGCCCCCCGCCCUGCUGCAGCCCCAGUAAACGAGAUAAUACGCAACGACCUCUCCAGCGCG
Talpa occidentalis (Iberian mole) is the source of this 2399-nucleotide messenger RNA. It is a transcript of the gene NFATC1, whose product is annotated as nuclear factor of activated T cells 1. The transcript is spliced from 10 exons. The coding region runs from base 1 to 2367 and encodes 788 amino acids. Gene Ontology annotation, cellular component: transcription regulator complex. NCBI's taxonomy places the organism in Eukaryota, Metazoa, Chordata, Mammalia, Eulipotyphla, Talpidae. The record is from RefSeq and is a predicted model, not a curated record. Gene Ontology annotation, molecular function: DNA-binding transcription factor activity, RNA polymerase II-specific; RNA polymerase II cis-regulatory region sequence-specific DNA binding; transcription factor binding. Gene Ontology annotation, biological process: calcineurin-NFAT signaling cascade; regulation of transcription by RNA polymerase II; cytokine production.